Molecule: messenger RNA, 1853 nt
Organism: Anopheles coustani
Lineage: Eukaryota; Metazoa; Arthropoda; Insecta; Diptera; Culicidae
Gene: clt
Product: juvenile hormone esterase
Exons: 4
Coding region: 56-1711 (551 amino acids)
Source: RefSeq, a predicted model, not a curated record
AUUUUACUGCUGUGAACAUCAGGUAGCAAACAAGAAGAAUUUUGUAAGAUAAAAAAUGAGAAACAUUGAUCGUGUUAACGUGAAGGUCCGGCAGGGGACAGUUAGUGGCGUGAAAGAGAAGCUGCCGAAUGGGAACGAAUUUUGUGCCUUUCGUGGUAUCCCGUACGCGAAACCACCGGUCGGAGAGUUGCGCUUUAGGGCGCCGCAACCUCUCGAGCGGUUCCCGUACCCCGUACUGGACUGCAGUGUCGAGCGGGAUGUUUGCUUCAGCCGGAACAUGUUCACGCAGGAGCUGGAGGGUACGGAAGACUGUCUCCACUUGAACGUCUAUACGCCGGCCCCAGAGCGCUGCACUAAACCCCUGCCCGUGAUGGUGUUUAUCCACGGUGGAGCCUUCCUUUUCGGCAGUGGCAACAGUGAUUGUUAUUCUCCUGAAUAUUUGCUGCAAGAGGACGUCGUAGUGGUUACACUCAACUAUCGGCUCGGCGCGUUAGGUUUUUUGCACCUACCCAGCCAGGGUAUCGAGGGGAACGCCGGACUGAAGGAUCAACUGAUGGUUCUGAAGUGGGUGCAGGACAACAUUUCCCACUUUCAAGGUGAUCCACUGAAUGUGACACUUUUCGGUGAAAGUGCUGGUGCCGCCUCGGUCCAUCUGCAUCUUUUAUCGCCCGUCUCGCAGCGAUACUUCCAUAGGGCCAUCUGCCAGAGUGGUAUCUCCAUCAUGGAAUGGGCGAUGCAGCUCGAUUCCGUAAACCGUACGCGCACCCUGGCGAGACUGAUCGAUCCGGCGGCAAAAUCGGACGAGGAGGUAUACCGAACGCUGCUAAAAGCGGACAAAGUGGAACUGAUGGGACUGAUGUUGAACACACUUACGGCUGAUGAGAAGCGUCGCGGUCUGCCGAUGCCAUUCAAGCCGGUGGUGGAGGAAUCGAUUGGACCGGAUACCGUCGUUCCGGUGCAUCCGUUCGUAGCCAUGCAACAACCGAACCGUAUCCCACCGAUACCGAUCAUAUUUGGCAAUAACGAUCGCGAGGGCACCAUUAUGAUGAUGGAUGCGAUAAGAAAGCUCGACCUGUACGAUAACGAUAUGGCACGGAUGAUCCCACGGACGGUGAACGUGGCCCCGGGGAGUCCCGCCAGUGAGCAGCUGGGAGAAGAAAUCAAACGAUUCUACUGUGGGCCGAAGGGUGUCACGAAUGAAACCGUUAACCAGCUUGCCGACCUGAUGACGGAUUACCAUUUCGGUAUUUUGGCCAACACUUGCGCCGAACUGCACGCACGGCAUCAGCCAAACUCGCCAAUGUUCUACUACAACUUCAGCUUCGACGGGGAGCUGAACAUGUACAAAAAGUUGCUACAGUUGAGCAUCCCCGGGGCAUGUCAUGCGGACGAACUAUCGUAUCUAUUUUUGAUGCGACUAGCGAACUACGACGUGCAACCGGACACGGAAGCUGCCCAAGUGCGACGCGUGAUGUGUCGCUUGUGGACGAACUUCGCUAAAUAUGGUCACCCCACCCCGGCCGACGAUAAGAGUCUUCCCUUCCGGUGGGAUCCGGUAGAUAAGAUUCCGCCGAAUGAGCCAUUCCGGUUAAAGUGUUUGAAUAUCAACCGGCAGCCGCAAAUGAUGGUUGAUCCGGCGAAAGAACGGAUCGACUUCUGGCGCGGUGUCUAUCGGAAGUGGAAUGAAGAUUUUCUCAAAGUCAAACUUUAGGAUCAACUUCGUUCCAGAGAGAGGAGAAACUUUUAGGGGUUGGUGAAAGGGCAAAAGAAACGGCUAAAGGUACGUUGUGUACAACACAGGAUUAAUGGGGGUAUAUAUUUUUAAUAAAACGUUUAUUUGUUGCUUUAGUAUA